Molecule: messenger RNA, 666 nt
Organism: Macroventuria anomochaeta
Lineage: Eukaryota; Fungi; Ascomycota; Dothideomycetes; Pleosporales; Didymellaceae
Exons: 2
Coding region: 1-663 (220 amino acids)
Source: RefSeq, a predicted model, not a curated record
AUGCAGCUCUCCAAGGUUGCACUUCUUCUUGCAGCCCUGCCGACAGCUUUCACUGCUGCGGUAGUGCUCUGUCCACUUGGCUGCCACAGAUGCGACGGCUCCCAGACCAUUAUCUGGGAGUGCGUUGAUCGAGGAAACGGUAUUCGAGCGAUGAGAGGCGUCCAGCAUCAAGAUACGCCAGCUCUGGUCCCAACGGAGGCGGACUGCCAGCUCGGUGCCAACAAGUGCGACGAUACAAACUCUUCAGUCAUGAUCUGCGGGGCUCAAGGCUGGAAGGCCACUGAGAGUUGCUCCAAGGUCGGUGCCUGUCAUGUCGGACCUGCUGGCAAUGCCUACUGCAACAAGGAGGUCGAGUGCAACCCAGGAGAAUCUCAGUGUGUCGCCACCAACUACGUCUCCAAGAUCUGCAACGACAAGGGCUUCUGGGAGACCAACCGCAAGUGCUCCAAGCCCGGCUGCUGCAAGGUGCAAGAUGGCAAGGCAGUCUGCAAGGCCGAGUGCAGUCCUGGUCAACAGCCGCCUGCCGAGCGCUCUACUCUCAAGGCCAUACGCGAUGUUCCCAUGCUUGGAGGUUACUGCACGUCCGUCGGCGAACGCUACUGUGAUGAGCCUGCCCAUGACUACAUCCUCAAGUGCGGUAGUGACAAGAUCUUCCACCAAUAGAAG